ACGUGGAGCUCCUUCUUGUGCAAUUUUCAAACGCAGCCUCGCGGUUUCGCAGUGGUUUCUUCUUGGUACUUACGUGUAUAAUCUUGAAAGAGCAGAUCAUGAACGGACAUAAUAUCGACGAGAAAUUGAUGGUGUUUUUUGAGAGUUUUGUUUGAAAACCGUCCUACUUCAUCUUCGUACAAGAGACAUAGCGGGACUUAUCUCGCCCACUUCAUCAUCUACUUACUUCCCUCACUAUUACAAUUCGUGAAUCAAAAUGGUCUCCGCGUUUGCAUAUUUCGCCGCCGGUUGUUUCUGGGGCGUGGAGUUUCUCUUUGAGAAGCUUGACGGCGUGAAAACCGUGGAAUCCGGAUACAUGGGGGGCGCUUCCAAAAACCCGAGCUACAAACAAGUGUCCACCGGCAGGUCGGGGCACCUCGAAGCGGUAAAGAUAGAGUACGACCCGGCAGCGAUUUCGUACGCGGAGUUGGUAAAAUUCCUGUUUGAAAUUCAUGACCCUGCGCAGGUGGACAGACAAGGCCCGGACGUCGGCCCGCAGUACGCGUCAAGGAUAUGGUGGAGCAGUGACGAAGAGCGCCAAGACAUCGAAUUCUUCGUGCGCCAGCUCGAGGGAAAGGGAGUGAAGGUAUACAUAGAAGAAUUUGACAUAUUUUUUCUAUUCCUCCUGCUGCGAAUGUACAACUCGGCAUGAAUAGAACUUCUGUAGCUUGUAAUUUUGAUGAAACACGGUGACUUUUGCGUGGGAACCGAACAAGUUUUAGAAGAUUAGCUAUGUGAUCAUUUUUAUCAGGUCGCGACCACUUACAAAACGCACCGAGCCCAGGACCACACAUUUUGGCCGGCUGAAGAAUACCACCAGAACUACUACGAGGGAAAUGGACACACACCGUACUGUCAUGCGCACAAGGACAAGGGAUUAAGUUUUGACAGCCACCCACGGCGGUCUUUGUUGAAAGGGACGGACACUGACACUGAACUGUAAAUAGGAUGAUUUUAUUUCGAAUGUCUGCAGUUGCUAUUUGACCAUGUAAAACAAGUGCACUGUACACGUGGAGACGCGCAUCAAAGUAACGACGCUGACCGAGUUUUGCGCACAUGUGUGCUGCGAAGGUGGUGAUGUCAAGUUUCUGUUAUCUUAUUCAGGAACCCUGUUUUGCC
This is a messenger RNA of Amoebophrya sp. A120, 1158 nucleotides long. The record is from the annotation of a GenBank genome assembly. Lineage: Eukaryota; Dinophyceae; Syndiniales; Amoebophryaceae.